Molecule: messenger RNA, 715 nt
Organism: Octopus bimaculoides (California two-spot octopus)
Lineage: Eukaryota; Metazoa; Mollusca; Cephalopoda; Octopoda; Octopodidae
Product: guanine nucleotide-binding protein subunit gamma
Biological process (GO): G protein-coupled receptor signaling pathway
Source: RefSeq, a predicted model, not a curated record
AUCCAUAAUCUUAUAACUAUUCUAGUGGUUCAUCAUACUACUCUUUCUUGCCACAGAGACUGAAAAAAAUAGAUAUACAAACUCUGAAAAUAAUUUGGCAACAAAUUUAUAGCUGUAACAGUUUGUUGUUGAAGCAGUACAUACAGGAUGAAUAAACUACAAGGUAAAAAGAAGGAUGAAGAAGAAGAAGAAAGAGAAAUUCCCAUCGAGACAAUGCAUACUAUUGUCAAACAACAUAAGGAUCAACUUGCACUUCAAGUCAUGAAAGUCUCAGAGUCAAUCAAACUGCACAUUACAGCUAUUGAAGAAAAGAUGCCUACAGAUCACAUGCUUAAGCCGCAAAAACCGAAUCCAUGGGUAGAAGACCAAUCAAAAGGUGGUGGGGGAUGUCUCUUAGUGUAAAAAAAAUCUGUCUACAAAAUAUCAAAUUUACCAAUUUGUGCACGAAAAGGUUAGUUUUCUAGUCUUUGGCCAUAGUUUGGUGAGUUAGUAUAUUCAAGAGUCAAAAUAUUCAAUUUUGUUUUGCUAAGUUACCUGUUUUGAAAUUGAAUUUUUUGAAAAGUAUCUUCUGUAUUAAAACAGCUUUCAAAAACAUGUAAUUAGAAUAAAAUAUUUCUAAAAAUAUUACCUGCUAUUAAGCAACUAACAAAAAUACAACCCAAUGAUUGUUAAUGCAUAUCUAUGUGUUUUUGUGUAAUAAAAUAAUUUAACACUA